UAUUUAUGUGUUUGUGUAUUUCAGUUAUGUAUUGUUAGACCGCCGUUUCGCACGCUGUAUAUUUAAAUUUAACGGUGGGAAAAGGAUAGUUGCGCAAAUGGAAGAUCGCUAUUUAUCCAAACUGUCACCUGCUGAAGAUUAUGGAGCGGGUGCUUAUCUGGUAGUUAUUGCUGUCCUGUCUGUCCUGGGAAAUAUAGCUGUCCUCGUCACUGCUUUGAAGAGAUCCUCCCACCUGAAGCCCCCAGAGCUGCUGAGCGUGAAUUUAGCUGUGACUGAUCUUGGCAUGACAAUCAGCAUGUAUCCACUCUCCAUUGCCUCUGCCUGGAACCAUAGAUGGCUGGGAGGAGAUGGCGUCUGUAUUUAUUAUGGAUUAAUGGGAUUCUUCUUUGGAGUUGCCAGCAUAAUAACUUUAACUAUGAUGGCUAUAACUCGAUUUAUAGUCACAACGAGUUUGCGAGUUCCUGGUGAGAAGAUCAGCAAGAAGAACGUGUCUAUUAUGAUUCUUUUCACCUGGCUCUAUGCUUUGAUGUGGGCUGUCUUUCCGUUACUCGGCUGGGGAAAGUAUGGUCCUGAACCAUUUGGGUUAUCUUGUACUAUCGCCUGGGGUGAAUUUAAAGUCAACGGAUCUACAUUUAUUGUCUGCAUUUUCACACUCUGCACAAUAGUACCAGCUCUGACCAUCAUCAUAUGCUACUUUGGAAUAGUAUGGAAAAUUCAUAAAGCAUACAAGUCAAUGGGGAACAGGAACCAAAUGCCCAAUGCAAUGAAAGUAGAAUGGAGGCUGACAGCUAUGGCGGUGGUCAUCAGUGUUGGCUUCAUCGGCUGUUGGACUCCCUAUGCUGCAGUCAGCCUCUGGUCAAUGUUCAGGUCCAGUGACUCAAUACCACCUCUAGUGAGCUUGCUGCCCUGUCUGUUUGCAAAGUCCGCCACAGCAUACAACCCUUUCAUCUACUACAUUUUCAGCAAAUCGUUCAGGAGAGAAAUUAAAAUGCUAGCCUGCUUCUGUAGAAAGCCGAAUGAUUUGCUCAACACAGUCAACAUGGCAGAAAACCCAGUGUAUGUGAUUUGUGAUGGUAAAAGAAAAACGAUAAACCACACUGCCAUUGCAGAAGAUUCCAACCGUUAAUCAAAUCUAGACAAAGCUGAACUCUUAGAGCUGUGAAUCAAACACCUUGUACCUACUACACUACAUCUAUCAGUCAGUCUGCAUUACACUAACUUUCAUACAGUGACUGUUCAUGGACAGGGUACUUCACAACCAGUGCAAACUUAAAAGGGAGCAGUUAUAAUGCUUCUGAAACUACAGUAUUGCUUAAUUUCCCUCUGCAUUGAAAUGCACAUAGCAUUUUACAGCCUGAAAGAGCACAAAAAGAUUUAAAAUGGCCAUCUAGACCUCAACACAAAAGCUACAGUUCCCUUAAACCAUGUUAUGUUAUUUUAAUUGAAUAUACCAUAUUGUGUAUUUUUCACUGUUGUCAUUGUAAUUUUGUCUGCCACGUUUUUGACUGAAUACAGUAUGUGACUGCUUGCUGGGCACUGUUUUGUAUUUAUGAAAUAAAAGCACCAAAAUCAAAAGAAUAAGGCAACUGUAA
Messenger RNA from Polyodon spathula (Mississippi paddlefish), 1592 nucleotides. RefSeq names its product opsin-5-like. The record is from RefSeq and is a predicted model, not a curated record. The coding region runs from base 98 to 1126 and encodes 342 amino acids. The transcript is spliced from 4 exons. Gene Ontology annotation, biological process: G protein-coupled receptor signaling pathway; visual perception. NCBI's taxonomy places the organism in Eukaryota, Metazoa, Chordata, Actinopteri, Acipenseriformes, Polyodontidae. Gene Ontology annotation, molecular function: G protein-coupled receptor activity. Gene Ontology annotation, cellular component: membrane.